CGAGGCCCUUUCAUUUUCACACAGGGCAGGCACAAACCCACCGGAAACGAUAGAGAUAGCAAGGUGCUGUUCAUUCGGGCUGAAGAUGAAAUCCAACGGCUGCAAAAUGAUACUCAUCUUUUCUCUGCUUCUAGACGCAGUCAAUUCCUACAGCAGGGGCAUGGGACUACAUUCAUGUUGGCAGGACUUCAAGCUUAACUCGACCAUUCUUCAAUGCUUAAGUUUGAAGCUAGAAGAUUCAACAAACAGGACUAAUUAUCCCAGUUCUGAAAAGUCACGUCAAUUAUUCCGCGAUUACCUGGAAAGUCUGGAAGAGGUGAUACGGACACGUAUAUUUAACUCCAAGGAAACCAAACGGAAAUACCUGGAAAAUAUUGGACUAGCGAGCAUGUAUGUGAACAGAACCAAGUUGGGUUCAGAGCAGGCUUGGAAUCUGCAUGUGGGGGGUAACGAGAUGCAAGUUCCUUGGAAACUAAUGCAAAAUCUGUCAGAUCUUUGUGUCACAGGCAUUUAUUGUGCCUUUGUCGAGAGUAAGAAACUGGAUCUGCUCUUCACGAGGGGCAAUGAUUUUCUGGAUCAAAGCGACAUCAACCUCACAACCAACGCAGCCCAGCCAGGCACGGUCUUCAGAUUUGGUAGCAACGUGGUCACUGGACUGUUUAACGCCAACACCACCUCUGCAUUCUCACUCCCCAUCUCUUUCGUUUUGCUGCACGCCAAGAACAUAACGGGGAACGGUACGAGAUUGUGCGCCUAUUGGAACCGAGCCAGACAGGUCUGGGCAGACGACGGUUGCAGGACCGUAGAACUCAACGCCACGCACACAAUUUGUAACGCUUACCAUCUCUCCAGCUUUGUCAUCCUCGUAUCCUCCAGCGAGCAGGACCCUGACAUCAAAUACGCACCGGAAAUAACAUUCGGAGGACUGUCUGUCAGUCUGGUGUGUUUGUCGAUUUCGAUAUUCACAUUCCUCAAGUGUCAGUCCAUACAGUCCAACAGAACCACCAUCCAUUUGCACCUGUCCCUGUGUCUGUUCCUGGCUUACCUGAUCUUCCUCGUGUUCGUGAACAACACCAGCAAUCAGGUGGGGUGCCUGAUCGUCGCUGCACUCCUGCACUACCUGUUCCUGGCGGUGUUUGUGUGGAUGUUACUGGAGGGUGUGGUGCUGUACCUGAUGGUGGUCAUGGUGUUCCACAUCAGCAGUCUCCGGGGGCGAUACGUGUACGCAGUGGGCUACGGGCUUCCGGCUGUGCUGGUCUCGAUCUCCGCGUCCAUACAACCCACCAUCUACGAGACCAAGACGUACUGCUGGCUCGCUGCCACCCCCAGCGCGGCCUGGUAUUUCGGCGGGCCUGUGUGCUUCAUCGUGUUGGUCAACCUGGUUGUCUUCAGCAUCACUUUGUGGAAACUGACCCAGAAGAUUUCGAGUCUGGUCCCUAACGCCUCCAAGUUGAAGAAGAUAAGAGCCUUUGUCGGCACUGCGGUCGCUCAGUUAUUUCUCCUGGGGAUUACCUGGAUCUUUGGUAUUGUCCACUUCAUCCGGGCGUCCACCACCAUCGCCUACCUAUUCAUCAUCACCAAUGUCUUCCAAGGAGCAUCCAUCUUCAUCUUCCACUGUCUCCUCAACAAGCAGGUCAGGGAUGAGUAUCGGAAGUGGUUCAGCUUCGUUUGCCGUAGCCAGAGGGCGAAGGCGCAGAGUACCAGCGUGCAGAGCACGUCCAUCCCGCAAUAAAACAAGCCGCGGUGAAGGGCACGAUGGCCAAAACAGUGCAAUCGACUGGAGAAGGGUUCGCUGUUUGCUGCCGGCUGUUGAGGGAGCUUCGGUUGGCACGAAUGGACAGACAAAGACUUCUCGUGCUCCCUCUAAGCCCUCAACGGUCUUGCUCC
Messenger RNA from Callorhinchus milii (elephant shark), 1887 nucleotides. RefSeq names its product putative adhesion G protein-coupled receptor E4P. Gene Ontology annotation, molecular function: G protein-coupled receptor activity. Gene Ontology annotation, biological process: adenylate cyclase-activating G protein-coupled receptor signaling pathway; cell surface receptor signaling pathway. The coding region runs from base 86 to 1732 and encodes 548 amino acids. Lineage: Eukaryota; Metazoa; Chordata; Chondrichthyes; Chimaeriformes; Callorhinchidae. The record is from RefSeq and is a predicted model, not a curated record. Gene Ontology annotation, cellular component: membrane. The transcript has 14 exons.